This is a messenger RNA of Bathycoccus prasinos, 3984 nucleotides long. RefSeq lists its product with no specific name. Gene Ontology annotation, biological process: protein ubiquitination; mRNA processing; ubiquitin-dependent protein catabolic process. The coding region runs from base 1 to 3984 and encodes 1327 amino acids. Gene Ontology annotation, molecular function: ubiquitin protein ligase activity. NCBI's taxonomy places the organism in Eukaryota, Viridiplantae, Chlorophyta, Mamiellophyceae, Mamiellales, Bathycoccaceae. The record is from RefSeq and is a predicted model, not a curated record. The transcript has a single exon. Gene Ontology annotation, cellular component: nucleus.
AUGCCGGCGAGGAGAACGACGACGACGACGCUCGAGAAGACAAAGAAGAACAUGAAUACUACAAAUACUACUAAUCAUACCGACGUGAUAAACGACGAAGAAAAGACUACUCAAACGAAAAAAGGAGAGAAGAAGAAGCAAAAAAGUCAACAAAAACAACGAAAAUGUCUUUCUCGAGAGGAAAAAAAAAAUGUUCAAAAGCGAUCUUCUUCUUCUUCUUUCUCGAGGUCUUCUUUGUUGUAUUCCAAAGAUCCUCUGAAAACUCUGCAGACGAGCGAAGAGGAUAAAGAAGAGUUUGUCAAUUUUCUUGUCAAGGAAGAAGAAGAAGAAGAAGACAACGACACGAUUUCUCUCCAAGUUUCCAUGCAGUUCGUCCGGGACGCGGUGAGAGAAUAUCCAGGAGUGAAACUGAACAAGGAGUUGUUGGAAGAUACGGAAGCGGCGCUGGCGUUUUUCGGAGGCGGCGACCGAGGCGGCGGGUUUUUUAUCGAAGAAGAAGAAGAAGAAGAUGAUGACGAUACUGGAAACGAAAAUGAGCUCAAGCAACCUCGUCGUCGUCUUCAAAACUUUCUGAAGCUGGAAGACUUUGAGGAGAUGAUCGAUGAGACAACUGGAGCGAGAACGGUGUUGUUGACGAUACCGUCGUCGAAAGAAGAAGACGCGGCGGGGACGAAAAGGACCGUUUUGUUGAACACGUUGAAAAUAUCGGAACAGAAUCGAGAGAUUGGCGAACGCGAGGAGAGAGCGCGAAGAGAAGAUUUGUUGGAGGAGAAAAAAAAGUUGGUGAGCCAAGCAAACACGACGGCGGCGGCGAAAGGGAAGACGACUUCGAGUGGUGGCGUUGGGAAGAAGAAGGCUGGGACGAAGAGCAGCGCGGCGGCGAUAAAGAAGAAGAAGGACGACGACGAAGGAGAGAUGAAAAUCGGCGGAGAAGACAAAGACGAGGAUAAACAAGAAGAAAAGGAUGAAAUCUCCCCCGACGGCGACGACAUUCUCUCUGGAAGCUGCGCGGCAACGAGACGCUUCAACUCUGGCAAGUUUCAGUUGGACCAAUCCAAGAAGAUUCACGGCGCCAUCGCAGACGAUAAGGUGUUCAAAUUUUUGAGAGAGUUCAAGAAGGAAGUGUACGAAACGUAUCGGUUGCGCUCGUUGGUCGAGAAGAUGGAUUUUUCUAGCGACGACGAUAUGAAUCAGAAAAGUGACGAUCGCGAAAACGUGCUCGAGUGCAUUCGAAUCUGGAUUAACAUGCGCGGGAUGGUCGUCUCCGCGCGACUGGCGUUGAUCGAGCGAGAGAAAUUCUUGAAAGACUGCGAAGCGAUGACAAAAUUUGCUUCAGACUAUCGUAAAGACACAAAAGCGGUGUCAAAAGCACCCGUACCGACGGAAAAAGCGACGACUGUUGUUGCUCCUUCGAAGAUGAAAGCAACGGACGCGACGACGACGACGAUUUUGAAAGAGAUUCCAACGUACAGCAUCGCGAACCGCUCGCUAUCGUCGUGGUCGAUUCUUCUCAAUGAAGACGACGAAGCGCUUCUCGACGAUGAAUACGUCGAGAAAAACGAUAUCGACGACGAUAUCGACGACGACGACAACCAGCACGUGCUCACGAUUGAAGACCAACUUGAGAGCGAGAUCAAGACGUACGAGCAAGAGCAAACGUUUAACCAGAUGAUCAUCAAAGGGCAUCUUGCGCACGUGACGCCGGCCGGGGAGGAGUUUCGCGACGCGACCGCAAAACUUGAAAAAGCGCUCGAAAAAGUUCUCCGUUCUCCGUCGCUGAGUACGAAGACCUCGCACGACCGCGACCGGUUACUCGCGUCCACGAAAUGGUCCGCGGAUCAAACCAUGGUCUUUGACGAUCUCAUUUUACUGUGCGACAACGCGUAUUUUCCAUCGAAUGAAAAGGCGUGUAAAGCCGCGGACGAUAUCAAUCGCCACGUGUUGUAUCGCGCCGUAUCGGUUUUGAAGAAAGCGUUCGAGAUACUCUCGGAUUUCGUCGACAAAGAUCUCGUCGUCGGCGGCUUCAAAAAGUCAGCGGCGCGACUCUUCUCGUCCGCGCUCGAACAGACGUAUAGGCGUCAAUUUUCAAACAUGUUGAACAACAUCCUCGAUCCGUACGAUACGUUAAUCGAUUACGGAGCCGAGACGAAACUAUUAAUGUUUGUGCGCAUGCGCGUGACGAAUGCGAUGGAAAUCGAUAGCGCUUUGAGAGAAAGAGCGCAUCAAACGGUAAUAUCUGCGUGCUUGGAACAAAUGUUGAGCGGGAAAUUUGACCAGUUUUCGAGGCAAAAGACGGAAAAGUUCAUCGAAGAGCUCUUGUUCGAAGAAGAAACGGAAGAAGAGGAGAAGAAGAAGAAGAAAGCCGCGAAAUCGUCCUCCUCGUCGUCGAAAAAGAAGAAGAAGAAAAGCAACAAGGCGGGCAAAGAUACGCCGGCGCCGGUCUCCGAGAAGAAGGAAGAAGUCUCGGAUAAAGAAGACGACGACGAGAAAGAAGAAGAAGGAGAAGAAGGAAAAGAAGAAGAACAAGGAAGAGAAGAGGUUACUCUUACUCCUACUCUCGUUGUUCCAGUCGCUUUGCAAGAGUCCGAAGAAUUCAUGGAAGAAGAAAACCUCGAGGCUUGGCAAGAGGUGAAAAAAGUGCGCGGCGCCAAGACUUCCCCUUCUUCUGUCAUCGUCGCUCCGAAAGAUCUCGUUUUAUCGAAAGUCAAGAUUUCGCCUGUGAAGAAGAUACCUGCGGCAAAGCAGCAGCAACAGCAGAGGAGCGAAUUAUCUUCAUCGCCUCCGUUGCCAAAGUCGCCACCGCCGAAAGAAGUCGUCACCGCCGCGGUCGAGAAGAAGAGAGAGGUGACGAGACGAGCGCUGUUUGUCGAUACUCUCAAGAAGAACGAAACAGCACCGGCUCCCACUGUUGUAGUCGAAGAAGAGACGAAAGAGGAAAAACAAGAAGAAGCUCGAGAAGAAGAAGAAGAAGAAGAGCAGCAGCAGCAGAAAGUUGCGGACGACAAAGAAGAAAGCAACGAUACGUACGUCGUGCGAAGCGUUUCGGACAUUGAACAGUCUUUCUGCGCCGCGUCAAAUCCUCCACCAGAUCAACAACAGCACUACCAUCAUCAUCAUCAACACUACCAACCACCACUUCCGCAAAUGCCACCACCACAGAUGGUUGACGGUCAAAGAGUCAUUUUUGUGCCGAUGAUUAUUCCCGAUAGUGGGAGUAUGCCGCAUCCGAUGCCGUUUGGAAUGCACCAUCAUCAUUCGAUGGCGCCUCCGCUUCCUCCGCCGAUGCCUCGGCUUCCGGAUACCUCCGAAGCGGUUGUUUCGAUGUACAACAAGUUCUACCAUGACGUCAUGAUGCAGCAGCAGUAUCCACCACCACCACCAACGCAAAGAUCGUCGUCGGCGAACAUUGGAGCAGCAACGAACGAAGCGGUGAGCGAUACGGCGAGUACCGCGUCAGACGACCACCCGUGCGCAGCCGCGGUGAAGUCUUCUUCCUCUUCUCCUUCUUCUUCUACUUCACCGCCACUUCCUAAAACGCCACCACCAAAAGGUCAGCAACAGAUGAUUCAGCAUCAUAAAUCGGCCUCUUCUUCGCCUUCUAUAUCGCCAAGUGCAUCUUCGUCUUCAAUUCGCAUUCCUUCGCCUCGUCCUAUCGAUCUGGCGAGAAUUUCAUCUGCGGCGUUUCCAAAGCCGCGACGAUCAUCGAGAGAGUAUAGGAGAGACAAUCAUCAGCAUAAUCACGGAAACGAUUCCAACGAUGAUCGUAAUAGUAAUUCGAAAAGAGAAGAAGAGUUUCCAGCGCUUUCUAAGGAUAAGAACGGCGGAAAAGCGUCAAAUGUCAUGUCGCUCGCGAAAUCGAACAAGUCGUGGGCGGAAGCGCAGAUGGAGUUGAAGGGCACGAGUUUACCUUCGUUGACGUCGUCGCCGAUGAAGCCACCGUCGCUACCGCAGCAACACCAUCAAAUGCAACGUCAGGUCGCGUGA